CUUUCUGCUAGUGCUCAGAGCUGCAGCGGUACCCUUUUCAUUUUUUUUUCUAUAAAACCAAAAUGGCUGCGGCCUGUGCUCGAAAAAUUUACAAGGUCGGUAGAAUCGUUUAUGAGACCCCAUAUUGCCGCCCAGGUAAUGCAGCCAUAUGUGCUACACGGAUCUCUCUACGAACCCCAGGAAGGAGUUAUGGAACUAUCGGUGAAAGGUUAAGAUCUAAACUUUUGCAGUGUAGACCUGCACUAAUGCGUGGCGGACAAGUUUUAGGUUGUGCGUUCUUCAUCGGUGGUGGGUUCGGAUUGUACCACACAAUCAACCUUACUUUUCAGCGGCACCUUGCAGAAGAGUCUAAGGUACCAGAUCUUGGAACAGAUCUUAAGCUGACACUGUAUCAGUACAAAACUUGCCCAUUCUGCAGUAAAGUGAGAGUGUUUUUGGACUACCAUGGGCUUCCAUAUGAAAUUGUGGAAGUUAAUCCUGUUAUGCGGCAGGAAAUAAAUUGGUCUACUUACAGAAAAGUGCCCAUCCUGAUGGUGAAUGGAAAAAUACAACUUAAUGACUCAUCUGUCAUCGUUAGUGUUUUGAUGACCUACCUGAUUAGCAAGGAGAAGACAAUUCCACAGAUUGUUGCUUGUUAUCCUGAAAUGAAAGCAAAAACUGACAUUGGAAAAGAGGUGACAGAAUUCGGCAACAAGUACUGGGUGAUGGUGGAUGAUGCAGAAAGUGGGAAAAUGUAUCUGGAAAAAGAUUCCAGAAAAGAGGAAAUUAAAUGGCGCAAAUGGGCAGAUGAUUGGCUUGUGCACCUUAUUUCUCCUAAUGUAUACCGCACGCCAAUGGAGGCUCUAGCUUCCUUUGACUACAUAGUCAGUGAAGGCAAGUUUGGCACUUUUGAAGGUUUUUUUGCCAAGUAUUUUGGAGCAGCUGCCAUGUGGAUCAUCUCAAAAAGGCUCAGAAAUAGACAUAACCUACAUGAUGAUGUGAGACAGGACCUCUAUAAGGCUGUCAAUGAAUGGAUAGCAGCCAUUGGAAAGAAGAAAUUCAUGGGGGGAGAUAAUCCCAACCUUGCAGAUCUGGCAGUGUUUGGUGUUCUAAGAGUUAUGGAAGGUCUUCAAGCAUUUAACGACAUGAUGGAGAACACUAAAGUAAAGAAAUGGUACAGGUGCAUGGAGGAAACUGUACAUCAUAAUUGCAAUUAAAAUUAAUUCAAGUACUCGAGUUUGAGACCUUUCCUUUAUGGGAAAUUAGUGGCAUAUGAUACAAGCAGGGUCAAAUGCAAUGUAAUUCAAUGUACCAUAUGCUGAAUUUAAGACAGAAGGUUUCUCCUGGUUUACAAAUGCAAUCCCCUUAAUUUCAUGUCAGGUAACACCCUUAUUGUACCCCUAUUGAAUCCUUUUUUUUUUUUUCUGUUGUUGUAAAGUGACAAUAGCCAACUGUUGGUAUGUGGAAUGGUAUUCAGUUUUCCUCCAUCGAGUAGCAUUGCCUCAACAAUGAUAAAUUAUUCUCCUAGUGACUUUUCUUGAAAAUAUGUCUAAGGCAUAGAUUUAAUAUGUGCCUUGCAAACUGGGUUAUGACUACCUUACUGAUUCUAAUGCCUAUGAAAAGUUUCUUGCUGCAAAAAGAAAAAAAAAAAAACAAGGAUUCAUUUAGUAUUUUACAGAAGAGUAUGCAGGAACAGUCUUUGACUAAAUAUAUCUGUGAAACAAAACAUCGGACAAACUGAUGCAUGUAGCAUUGGUUACACUCUAAAUAUCUUGAUUUAUGCAAAAAAUAAAGUCCUUAGUGCUAGUGUGAUUAUACAAUGUUAAAAAUAAAACUGGAAAUGAUUAUUUUGUUUAUUGCUAUCUGUAUAUCUAUUAUUUUCUUUAUUCUUUAUUUAUUCUUUAGUGAUCCAUUCUAAAUGUUUUUAUUAAUAUCCUUGCUUUAAUGCAACGCAGAAAUAUGGUUCAAACACUUCCUCAAUCUGUAGAGUCUGCCCUGUCAGUUUUGUUGAUUAGUAAGAGUUAAUUGCCUAUGAGAGAUUAGAUAUAGGUUAAGAUGCACGUCAUCUGCCUCUCAGCAUGUGCAUACAGAAUACUGGAGCCAACAAGGUAAUGGUCAGAUUACUGUUGGGGUGGAAACAAUUAUGUAAUUUAGAUUUUAUAAUUUCUUCAUUAAAAUAUCAGUCCAGGAUAAGUGCUGCUUUCACAGUUAGUUUAAUUAGAGUUAUGUAAUUAUUAUAACUGUUACUUUUGUACUAUUUAAGCAUAUGUUCUAUGUUCUAAUAUAACUGUAACUUGUGAAUUUUAUCUUUUUACUUUAAUAUCCUGUGUUCGUGUGUAACUCAAGUCUUCUCCAUCUAAUCACCGUGAUUGAAUGUGUGUCAGUUUGCAUGAAACUAACCAAUAAACAAUCAUGAAAUCUCUAA
Electrophorus electricus (electric eel) is the source of this 2404-nucleotide messenger RNA. It is a transcript of the gene ptgesl, whose product is annotated as prostaglandin E synthase 2-like. Lineage: Eukaryota; Metazoa; Chordata; Actinopteri; Gymnotiformes; Gymnotidae. Gene Ontology annotation, molecular function: prostaglandin-E synthase activity. The record is from RefSeq and is a predicted model, not a curated record. Gene Ontology annotation, cellular component: mitochondrion.